Molecule: messenger RNA, 5223 nt
Organism: Camarhynchus parvulus
Lineage: Eukaryota; Metazoa; Chordata; Aves; Passeriformes; Thraupidae
Gene: SLC4A5
Product: solute carrier family 4 member 5
Exons: 27
Coding region: 95-3538 (1147 amino acids)
Biological process (GO): monoatomic anion transport; regulation of intracellular pH; bicarbonate transport
Cellular component (GO): plasma membrane
Molecular function (GO): sodium:bicarbonate symporter activity; monoatomic anion transmembrane transporter activity; solute:inorganic anion antiporter activity
Source: RefSeq, a predicted model, not a curated record
ACGCCGUGGGGCUCUGGCUCAAGGACAACUUCCAGACCACGCUGGCCAUCGUCUGCUCCCUGCUGCUGCCCCAGCUCCCCCGAGCAGCCGGACCAUGCUGGAGGAUGAGGAUGGGAUGAGCGAGCGCGGCCUCGGCGGCUUCCGGAGGAGAUUCGAGGAUGAGGAAGACUACCACUCCAUCUACAUCGGGGUGCCGGUGCCGCGCGGUUUCCGCAGGAAGCGGCGCCGCCGGCGCUCGCCGGGCUCCAGCCGCGACCGGAGCGGCAGCGAGCGCCACUUCGGGCCCCGCGAGCCCUCGGACACCGACGAGGGCCAGGGCUGGCCCGAGAGCGCCAACGACAACGCCAGCAGGACCAUGUCGCCGGCCGCGGAACGGCUCCGGUACAUCCUGGGGGAGGAGGACGAGCCCCCCAACCCCACGCUGUUCACGGAGAUGGACACGCUGCAGCGCGACGGCGACGACAUGGAGUGGAAGGAAUCCGCCAGGUGGAUCAAGUUCGAGGAGAAGGUGGAGGAAGGUGGUGAGAGGUGGAGCAAACCCCACGUGUCCACGCUGUCCCUGCACAGCCUCUUUGAGCUGCGGACGUGUCUCCAGACAGGAACGGUGCUCCUGGACCUGGACGGAUACUCCUUGCCCCAAAUUAUUGACGAUGUCAUCGAGAAGCAGAUCGAGGACGGGCUGCUGAAGCCGGAGCUGCGGGAGAAGCUCAGCUACGUCCUCCUGCGCAAGCACCGCCACCAGACCAAGAAGCCGAUCCACCGCUCGCUGGCCGACAUCGGCAAAUCCGUGUCCUCCAACACCGCCCGCAGCCCCGUGCGGGGCCCGGCCGCCGGCGCCGCCUUCCACCGCUCCACCGAGGACCUGCGGCUGCGGCAGAGCGCCAGCUACGGCCGCCUGCGUCACGCUCAGAGCCGGAGCAUGAACGACAUCUCGGACACCCCGAGCACUGACCAGCUGAAGAACAAGUUCAUCAAGAAGAUCCCCAAGGACGCCGAGGCCUCCAACGUGCUGGUGGGGGAGGUGGAGUUCCUGGAGAAGCCCUUUGUGGCCUUCGUGCGGCUGCUCCAGGCCACCAUGCUGGGCGGGGUGACGGAGGUGCCCGUCCCCACCAGGUUCCUCUUCAUUCUCCUCGGCCCGGCGGGCAAGGCCAAGUCCUACAACGAGAUCGGCAGGGCCAUCGCCACGCUCAUGGUGGACGAUCUCUUCAGCGACGUUGCCUACAAAGCCCGGGACAGGGAGGACCUGAUUGCCGGCAUCGACGAGUUCCUGGACGAGGUCAUCGUCCUCCCGCCCGGCGAGUGGGACCCCAACAUCCGCAUUGAGCCUCCCAAAAAAGUGCCCUCAGCUGAGAAGAGGAAGUCGGUGUUCUCGCUGAACGAGGUGGGGCAGAUGAACGGCGCGGCCGGCGGGGCGGGCGCCGGGGGCGGCGGCGGCGGCAGCGACGAUGGGGAGAUGCCCGAAGUCCACGAGAUUGGGGAGGAGCUGGCCUGGACCGGCAGGUUUUGUGGUGGCCUCUACCUGGAUAUCAAGAGGAAGCUGCCCUGGUUCCCGAGUGACUUCUACGAAGGUUUCCAUAUCCAGUCCAUCUCCGCCAUCCUCUUCAUCUACCUGGGCUGCAUCACCAACGCCAUCACCUUCCGGGGGCUGCUGGGGGAUGCCACCGACAACUACCAGGGCGUCAUGGAGAGCUUCCUGGGCACGGCCAUGGCCGGCUCCAUGUUCUGCCUCUUCGCCGGGCAGCCCCUCAUCAUCCUCAGCAGCACCGGCCCCAUCCUCAUCUUCGAGAAGCUGCUCUUCGACUUCAGCAAAGGCAACGGGAUCGACUACAUGGAAUUCCGCCUGUGGAUCGGGCUGCACUCGGCCCUGCAGUGCCUUAUCCUGGUGGCCACCGACGCCAGCUUCAUCAUAAAGUACAUCACGCGCUUCACCGAGGAGGGCUUCUCCACCCUCAUCAGCUUCAUCUUCAUCUACGACGCCAUCAAGAAGAUGAUCGGGGCCUUCAAGUACUACCCCAUCAACUCGGACUUCAAGCCCGACUACGUGACCAUGUACAAGUGCGAGUGCGUGGCCCCCGACCCAGCCAACGCGACCUUGUUCGAUGCUUCGGCUCCAGUGGCACCGAACACCACUAACGUGUCUCUGUCCAAUGCUCUCAACCUCACAGCUCUGGACUGGACCCAGCUGAGUAAGAAGGAAUGUCUCAAAUACGGCGGCAGCUUAGUGGGAAAAUCCUGCAAAUUCGUGCCCGACCUGGCCCUCAUGUCCUUCAUCCUCUUCUUUGGCACCUACUCCAUGACCCUGACCCUGAAAAAAUUCAAAUUCAGCCGCUACUUCCCCACCAAGGUCAGGGCUUUCAUUGCUGAUUUUUCCAAUGUCUUCUCCAUCCUGCUCUUCUGUGGCGUGGACGCCUGUUUUGGACUGGACACCCCCAAACUCCACAUCCCCAGUAUCAUCAAGCUCCAAGUGCCUACCGACUUCAAGCCCACGAGCGUGGACCGGGGCUGGUUCGUGUUCCCCUUCGGGAAGAACCCGUGGUGGGUGUACCUGGCCAGCGCCCUGCCCGCCCUGCUGGUCACCAUCCUCAUCUUCAUGGACCAGCAGAUCACGGCCGUCAUCGUCAACAGGAAGGAGCACAAGCUGAGGAAGGCAGCCGGGUACCACCUGGACCUCUUCUGGGUGGGCAUCCUGAUGGCCGUGUGCUCCUUCAUGGGGCUGCCCUGGUACGUGGCCGCCACCGUCAUCUCCAUCGCCCACAUCGACAGCCUCAAGAUGGAGACCGAGACCAGCGCCCCGGGGGAGCAGCCCCAGUUCCUGGGGGUCAGGGAGCAGAGGGUGACCGGCAUCAUCGUCUUCGUGCUCACGGGCAUUUCUGUUUUCCUGGCUCCUAUCCUGAAGUACAUCCCCAUGCCGGUGCUCUACGGGGUCUUCCUCUACAUGGGCGUGGCGUCGCUGAACGGCAUCCAGUUCUGGGAUCGCUGCAAGCUCUUCCUGAUGCCGGCCAAGCACCAGCCCGACUACGUGUUCCUGCGGCACGUCCCGCUGCGCCGCAUCCACCUCUUCACCCUGGUGCAGAUCGUCUGCCUGGCCGUGCUCUGGAUCCUCAAAUCCACCGUGGCCGCCAUCAUCUUCCCCGUCAUGAUCUUGGCCCUGAUCCUGGUGAGGAGGCUCCUGGAUUUCAUCUUCUCCCAGCACGACCUGGCCUGGAUCGACAACAUCAUCCCCGAGAAGGAGAAGAAGAAGGAGGACGACAAGAAGAAGAAGAAGAAGAAAGGCAACAAAGGCGACAGCAGCAGCGAUGAGGAGGAAAGAGGGCCGGCACCCGGAGCUUUGCGUUCUGACUCCUCCCCGAACGGCUCGGACAUGGAUCGCAGUAUCACCCUGCACCUGAAGAUCUCGUGCCCGUCGUCUCCCGCCUUUAACUACUCCCGCAACCCCAUCUGUGCCGUGCCCCAGGUGAAGAUCGAGAUGGAGUCGGAUUACGAGGACAGCGACACCGAGAAGGCCCCGCGGGACAUGGGCAGCGAGACCACGCUAUAGCCCCGCCCGCCGGGGCUCCAAAAUUUAAUUUAAUUUAUAUCUAGCUAGGUAGAUAGCGCCGCGGUCACGGGUACGGAUAAAGGAAACUGGGGGCGUUCCUCUCUGCCGGACAGGCGGCCCUGGAGGCCCCGUGCCCCGGCGGAUUUAGGGUCCCACACCCUGGUGCAUUUAGGGUCCCACACCUCAGUGGGUUUUAGGGCCCCACACCCCAGUGGAUUCAGGGUCGUGGGCCCCGGUGGGUUUUAGGGUCCCACACCCUGGAAUUCCCUCUCUUCCCACUGGGCAAAGGCAACGCCGCUGGCGGCAAAACGGGGCCAGAAAGGUGGGAUCGGUGAUUUUGGCAAAGAAAGGUGGGAUUGGUGGUUUUGGCCCUGAAAGGUGGAAAUUGUGAUUUUGGCAAAGAAAGGUGGAAUUGGUGAUAUCGGCACAGGAAAGGUGGAAUCCAUGACUCUGGCCCCAGAAAGGUGGAACUGGUGAUUUUGGCACAGGAAGGGUGGAAUUGGUGGUUUUGGCAAGGAAAGGUGGAAUUGGUGAUUUUGGCCCCAAAAAGGGAAAGGUGGAAUCCGUGAUUUUGGCACAGGAAGGGUGGGAUUGGUGAUUUUGGCAAAGAAAAGUGGGAUUGGUGAUUUUUGGACCCAAAAAGAGGAAGCACCUGGGAUGGGGAUGGAGGAAGAGAGGGCAGCUGGGACGGGGAUGAGGAGGAGGAGGAGGAAACACAACAAGAUGGGGAUGAAGAGGAGGAAGCACCUGGGAUGAGGAGGAUGAAGCAGGAUGGGGAUGAAGAGAGAGCUCUCGGGCUGAGGAGGAAGAGGGAGUCAGGAAGGGUUCCUGAGGGAGUCAGGCUGGUUUCCACGGGGAAAUGGGAAUGGUGGCUGCAGCGAAGCCCUUUGGUCGCCCACCCCACAUGCUCCCCCGUUACUCUGCCAGGCCUGGGAACAGCCCCAGGGAAAUCCCGGGUUCCUCCCUGGAGGAUUCUCCCUGGAGGAUUCACCCGGGAUUCCCUCUGGCUCUGCCGCCCAGGGGGGAGAGCAGCCCCUGCCCCCAGUGCCCCCAGUUCCACCCAGCAGCGUUUUGGGGUCCCCCGGGGGCUCUCCCCCCCCGGGUGGGGAUCCAGGCUCCCUCCAGCUCUUCCCAGCCCUGCCGAGGCUUUAAAGGAAUUUUCUUUUUCUCCACCCACGGCCCAGGCCCAGCCCUGGUUUAGGAACGCUGAUCCCGACACCCCCGGAAUCGAUUUUUUCUCAUUUUUCCUGGAUGAAUCCUUCAGGUUUUUCCCUCCCAGAGCCCCCAGGCCCUUCCCCUGAGCAGAACUCUACUGACACUGACACCAGCAGCACUGGGGUUCUACUGGGACACCAGUUCAACACUGUAAAUGGGACACCAGUGAAACACUGGGACACCAGUGGCACAUUUUAACUGGGACACCAGUUCAACAUUACUGGAACUGGGACCCCAGUUAAACACUGUACAUGGGACACCAGUGACACUGGGACACCAGUUCAACACUGUAACUGGGCACCAGUUAAAUAAUGCAACUGGGCACCAGUGACACCAGUUAAACCCUGUAACUGGCCUGUUCCUGACCCCUGUAAAUACCCAAAUCCUGAGACUCGCAGGCCGUUUCCUGUUUAUGGCAUUUCUCAUUCUGGUUCUGGCGCAGCUCCGGGGACUCGUGGCAGAGCCCAAAC